GCUACCGUGGUUAAAAGCAGAAAGAGACAUUUUCAGGAGGGAAUAAAAUACCACAACAAGAGAGAAGGAAGACCAGGGCAGGAGAGAGAAAAAAGAGAGUGGUACGCUGCCAGAAGGAGAGAGAGAGUAGAGAGAGUGAGUGGGAACAAGAGAGCGAGCAAGAGAGAGCAAGAGACAGAGUAGCGAGGAAAGAGAGCGAAGGAUCUUCCUGCUAAAUGCGCAAAGCAUCCCGUUACCACACGCUGAGCUCCAUGGCCAACUCAGGCUGUCUGCUUCUCUCUGGCUCCGGGAUGCUACCUCACUCCCUCCACUGUCCCCCUGCCUUCCUCUACCUACACCAGGGUAACCAAGAGGCCACCAACCCCCCAGAAGCCAUGGCCCAGCCGUACACGCCUGCCCAGUACCCGCCUCCCCCACAGAAUGGCAUCCCGGCCGAGUUUGCGGCACCCCACCCCCUCCCCACGCAGGACUACACCGGGCAGAACAGGGUGCCCGAGCAUGCCAUGACCCUCUACACCCCCACACAGACGCACAGUGAGCCGCCGGGCACCGACAACAACACUCCCGCCAUCACCGCCAACACGACUGUACCGACAGAUGACGUGACGCAAUCAGAGGUCUCCCUGCAGCUCCAGCUGCAGCUCUCGGACUCCUCGGAGAAGCAGCAGCCCAAGAGGUUACAUGUCUCCAACAUCCCCUUCCGCUUCCGUGACCCCGACCUGCGGCAAAUGUUUGGGCAAUUUGGAAAGAUUCUAGAUGUGGAGAUUAUCUUUAAUGAGCGAGGAUCCAAGGGCUUUGGGUUUGUAACUUUUGAAACAAGCACAGAUGCCGACCGUGCGCGGGAGAAACUAAACGGUACAAUCGUAGAGGGACGCAAAAUAGAGGUGAAUAAUGCAACAGCAAGAGUGAUGACAAACAAAAAAGUUGCCAACCCGUACACAAAUGGCUGGAAGCUGAACCCUGUGGUGGGUGCUGUCUAUGGUCCUGAACUGUAUGCUGUAACAGGUUUCCCUUACCCAGCCACAGGGGCUACGGUGGCCUAUAGGGGUGCCCACUUGCGAGGCCGGGGGCGGGCUGUGUACAACACCUUCCGCACAGCACCUCCACCACCACCUAUUCCAGCCUAUGGAGCAGUGGUGUACCAGGAUGGCUUCUACGGAGCAGAAAUCUAUGGGGGCUACGCUGCCUACCGAUACGCCCAGCCCACCACCACUGCUGCCUACAGUGACAGCUAUGGCAGAGUCUAUGCAACAGCAGACCCCUACCACCACACAAUCGGCCCUGCCGCCACAUACAGUGUGGGGACCAUGGUAAGUCUGCUCUCGCUUUCCUCUGCACCCUGUUGUUGGCUAGCCACACUAACACAGAGCAGAGGCCGCCAGCCGCAGUACUCUGUCGCUCCAGGAGCACUCGGAGAUAAAGACCAUUGA
Molecule: messenger RNA, 1430 nt
Organism: Oncorhynchus nerka (sockeye salmon)
Lineage: Eukaryota; Metazoa; Chordata; Actinopteri; Salmoniformes; Salmonidae
Product: RNA binding protein fox-1 homolog 3-like
Exons: 11
Coding region: 216-1430 (404 amino acids)
Biological process (GO): nervous system development; regulation of alternative mRNA splicing, via spliceosome
Cellular component (GO): cytoplasm; nucleus
Molecular function (GO): mRNA binding
Source: RefSeq, a predicted model, not a curated record